UAAAGUGUCAGGAAGGAACUUGUGCAGAUAUACUAGAAUCCUAUGUGGGAGUUAUUUAUAGGAGUUACUUCUGUUUUCUAUCAGCGCGCAUAAACUUAAUAUCUCAUCUACGCCUACUUCUGAUACCAUUUUGAAGCAAAUCAUUGAAUCUGCCUCUUCAUGUGAAUAUAAACUCAACCUCAACAGCGUUUCCGAUUGCAGUGACUCCCACGCUUCUUACACAGUUAAAAGAUAUCGGCCAAACUGCUUACGCUGCAUGUGAGUCAGUGACAUUCUACAUGCAGGCUUUGUAACUCGAAAACUAUUAUCUGUAACAUGGAAAAUGAGUCAAAUACUAUGGAAGAUUUAAACGAAGAAUUUGUUCCUGAAUCAAAAAAUUUGUCAAUAUCUGAAAUUACCGAGGAAAUACUGAAAAACUGUGGAGGAUUUGGCCCAUAUCAAAAGAAACUUACGGCCUUUGUUAUAUUAUACGUAGUUUUUGAUGCCUUACAAUUUUUAACGAUGGUGUUUGUAAGGGAGAAGGUCCCCUUUGCUUGUUAUCCUUCAAAUUUCAAUAAAUCCUUGAUUCCAUCAAAUAUCACCUUGAAUGAAUUCUUGGAUAAGAUAACUACUGAAGAUGAUGAAUGCUCUGUGUAUCGCCUUGAUAUGGAAGAAGGAUUUUAUAAUCUUCCAGUCAGUAAUUCUACAAAGGAACCGUGUAGUAAUGGUCGGAUGUUCAACACAAAGGAGUUCUCAACCAUUGUAUCUGAGUUUGAUUUAGUUUGCGAAAAAGAAUGGAUGAGAAACCUAAUAGUGUCUAUAAUGUUUGUUGGUGUUCUUAUUGGAAGUUCUGUGUGUGGAAUAUUGUCUGACAAAAUCGGCCGAUUUAAAACAUACUGUUUUUCAGAAAUAGCGUACCUCAUUUGCGCUAUAACUAAAAUAAACUCAACAAAUUAUACCAUGUUUGUUAUUAUGUACUUCCUCGAAGGAUUCGGACAAGCAGGAACCUUUAUGAUGUUAUACACCAUCUUAGUAGAAUGUGUCUCACAAAAUUACCGAAUGCCUUUGAAUUUUGCUGUUCAUGGAAUCUUUGCUCUCGGAGAAAUGCUUCUUGCAGGACUGGCAUAUGGACUUCGUGACUGGAAAUAUCUAUUGUAUGCUACAUGUCUUCCGCACAUUCCGCUGCUCAUUAUAGCAAUGAAAUAUCUUCCUGAAUCUCCUCGGUGGCUUCUUAGUAAAAGAAAAUUUGAAAAAGCAAAAAAGUCAUUCAACAGGAUAGCAAGAGCAAAUAAAAGAGACGAUGAGAAGAUGGCAAAUCUUUGGAAACUUCAAAGAGAAGUAGAAAGCAAAUCAAUAAUUCAUGAACAAACUGAUGGUGAUACAUAUAUUAGAAAUAAUCGAAAAUCUGAAAAGAAAUCUUCCACAGCAAUUGAUCUCUUUAAGAAACCUCGAAGAGUGUUGAUUUCUACAAAUCUUUGGUUUAAUUGGAUUGUGAACAGUAUGCUUUAUUACGGAGUGACAUUAAAUUCUGUUGAUAUGUCUGGAAAUCGAUAUUUAAACUUCGUGUUGAUAUCAGCAGUAGAAAUUCCAGCCGGCUUUAUCGGGUACAUCUUCUUUCACUGGUUUGGUCAUCGAAAGCCGCUCUGUUUCUUCAUGGUAUUCGCUGGACUUAACUGCAUUGUCUCAAACUUUGCGCCAAAAGCUAACCUUUGGCUUCCACUUAUGUUAACUGUUCUCGGAAAGCUGGGUGGGUCAGCAUCAUUUAAUGGUAUUUACCUGACCUCAGUUGAACUAUUUCCAACAGUGGUACGCAACAGUGGCAUAGGAAUAGCUUCGUCAGUUUCUCGAGUUGGUGCUAUUCUUGCACCACAGAUUCUUGGAUUAUCUGUGUACCUAUCUUGGUUGCCACUCAGUAUUUACGGUGCACUGGGUAUUCUUGGAGGAUUCCUCAUUCUUUUACUUCCCGAAAUGAAAGAUUCCUAUUUACUAGAAACGCUUGAAGAUAUGGAUAACUUGUAAAUUUGGCUUUUCAUUGAAAGGAACAGAAUGAGAAGUAUUUUAUAUUAAAUUUUUGUCAAUAUAUUACGCUUCCUAACAUAUUUGCAUUUAUUUAUUACAAUAUAUUUAUUUUUUGCACUAUUCAAAGCGUGGCUGGACACACCAUUCGGACUU
This is a messenger RNA of Octopus sinensis (East Asian common octopus), 2151 nucleotides long. RefSeq names its product organic cation transporter protein-like. The record is from RefSeq and is a predicted model, not a curated record. Lineage: Eukaryota; Metazoa; Mollusca; Cephalopoda; Octopoda; Octopodidae. The coding region runs from base 316 to 1998 and encodes 560 amino acids. Gene Ontology annotation, molecular function: transmembrane transporter activity. The transcript has 10 exons. Gene Ontology annotation, biological process: transmembrane transport. Gene Ontology annotation, cellular component: membrane.